Messenger RNA from Anguilla rostrata (American eel), 5707 nucleotides. It is a transcript of the gene doc2b, whose product is annotated as double C2-like domains, beta. Gene Ontology annotation, cellular component: synapse; membrane. NCBI's taxonomy places the organism in Eukaryota, Metazoa, Chordata, Actinopteri, Anguilliformes, Anguillidae. The record is from RefSeq and is a predicted model, not a curated record. Gene Ontology annotation, biological process: exocytosis; spontaneous neurotransmitter secretion; intracellular protein transport. Bases 983 to 2914 code for a protein of 643 amino acids. The transcript is spliced from 17 exons. Gene Ontology annotation, molecular function: small GTPase binding.
CAUGAAGUAAUAUUUACUGACAAUAUAGCCACUGUCUUAAAAGGAGCAGACUUCAUCCUCAGAAUUUAUGUUCUAAUUAUAUUAUAUCCAUAUGCUUAUUUGGAGAAACUCAAUUUUUGGUACCUUGAGUGUACCUAGAUAUAAACCAUUCAUGUAAAGUUAAAAAGUACAUUUUUAUUUUUGUUAAAGUUUAGGGGGGAUUUUGUGUGAGAUAGGUAGGAUGUAUGAAUUCUCAGCCCAUUUGACCCAUGCAUUUUUAAUAAAACAUGUCCCUCUAUAAGUCUAACAUGUAAACUGCAAUUCAUACUUUACCACCAUUGUGAACUUUACUACAGUUAGCUAUGCAAGAGAUAUGACAAUCAAUAUUUAUUUUAACCUGCAAUCCAUGUAAGUUAAUUAACAAAUGAUCUUGAAAUGUUUGUGUCAGUAGUUGCUGUACAAACACCUUUUUCAGUAUUGGCCCAAAUAUUAGUGACCUACUGUAAAUUUGGACACUCUUGUAUUGUUUUUAGAACCAUCUAUUAAUAUGCAAGUGCCCCCAGAAACUGUUUUUUGCCACCACAAAAAACACCGUUUAAUUUGUUUACACACACAACUUUGCCUCCACAUUGCACCUACAUACCAUAAUGGAUGGUUUGAAAGAUUCAGUCAAUAGUAAUUAUAUAAAUAUGUGGGCUUCUUUAAUGGAGCAAAAGAUCCUGCUUUGUCUUUGGAACCUUCAUCCAGUCAUUCACAGCUGCCUUUUGAGGAACAGGAUGUUUCAUGGGAAAUUGUUUUCUUGUCAUGUGACCAGCCUGUCAGGCUGGCCUGUUAGCCUGUGCACUAAAAACAGAAAGCACGGGCCAAGCAAGUCCCUAUUGUUCAUUUUUUCCCCUUUUUCUUUUUCUCUACUGUUUCCUGGCUCAGCCCAAAGAAACGCAGCUCUGAUAUUCCUCCUGGCAGUUGGAGGAUCAACAGAAUCCCUGGUGCCAUACUUGAAGGGAUGACCGAAGCCAUGUUUGGAAGUGGAACUGACCAGUGGGUCUGCCCUAAUGACCGGCAACUAGCACUCAGAGCAAAGCUGCAAACGGGCUGGUCUGUGCACACCUUUCGCACGGACAGGCAGAGGAGGAGCCAGGCAUUGGACGAGGAGGAGCUGGACAUCAUCCUGGGAGUGAUCCGCAGGGCGGAGCAGCUGGACCAGAUUGAACAAUGUAGAAUAGGGAGGCUAGUGGAGCGUCUGGAGAACAUGAGGAAGAGCGCGGUGGGGAACGGCCAGUCUCAAUGUUUGCUGUGUGGGGAGCUCCUGGGACUGCUGGGGACCCCCUCUGUUUUUUGUCAGGACUGCCGCAAGAAAGUGUGCACGAAGUGUGGGAUUGAGACUGGAUGCAGUCAGAGAAGAACCCUUUGGCUGUGCAAGAUCUGCAGUGAGCAGAGAGAGGUGUGGAAGCGUUCAGGAGCAUGGUUUUAUAAGGCCAUUCCAAAGUACGUGUGCCCCAGGAAAGAGGGGGAGCGAGGUCUUGAGCCAGGCCUGUGCGUGACAGAGAGAGGAGCGCUUCACACUGGCAUGAGCGUGGCAACAGGUCGCACCUACAGCUGGGCACGUAGCAAAGUGGUCUCCAGCGACAGCGACAGCGAGUCGGAGCUGAGCGAGUCCAGCCUGGAGAGCAAGGCCUUCACCCCCAGCUGUCAGGACGUCCCGGACAGCAAGCAGCAGGAUUCCUUGGCAGCGUCCAGAGGAGGGCCACUCCAGACACCCCCCAGUAUAAGCAGAAAAGCCUCGGUCAGCUUCCCGUCUGAGAGCCGCUGCAGCCUGGGCGGCGAACGUGGCGCUUUCCUGCCGGUUGCCGAGGACUACGACACCGACCACAGCCGGCCCUCCCUGACUCCCCCCGCCCUCAGCCGUGCUGGCUCCCUGCGUUCCUCCGCCAGCCAGCAGUCGGAGGGCCUCUCCUCUGACCAGGCCCACGAUGAAGACGACCUGGAUCGGGCCUUCGGGGCUGCCGCACCCCCGCUCAGCAAGAAGGAAGAGGAGCCCGACGUGGAGGGAUACGACUCCGAUGAUUCCACUACACUGGGAACCUUGGACUUUAGCCUUCUGUACGACCAGGAGAACAAUGCCCUCCACUGCACCAUCAACAAAGCUAAGGGGCUCAAACCAAUGGAUCACAAUGGACUCUCAGAUCCUUAUGUUAAACUGCACCUGCUGCCUGGAGCCAGUAAGGCCAACAAACUCCGCACAAAGACCUUGCGCAACACCCUAAACCCUGUCUGGAGUGAGACCUUGACUUACUAUGGCAUCACUGAUGAAGAUAUGGUUCGAAAAACACUCAGGAUUUCAGUGUGUGAUGAGGACAAGUUCCGCCACAAUGAGUUCAUCGGAGAGACUCGGAUCCCGCUGAAGAAACUCAAGCCCAACCAAACUAAGAACUUCUAUAACUGCCUGGAGAAACAGCUGCCUAUUGACAAGACUGAUGACAAGUCUUUGGAGGAGCGUGGCCGCAUCAUGAUCUCCCUCAAGUACAGCUCCCAGAAAUCUGGUCUGGUCGUGGGCAUUGUUCGUUGUGCCCACUUGGCCGCCAUGGACGCAAAUGGCUUCUCUGACCCUUACGUCAAAACGUAUCUGAAACCUGAUGAAAACAAGAAGUCAAAGCACAAGACUGCCGUCAAGAAGAAGACUCUCAACCCUGAGUUUAAUGAGGAGUUCUUCUAUGAAAUCAAGUAUGCCGAGCUCAGUAAGAAGACCCUGGAGGUGACAGUGUGGGAUUAUGACAUUGGAAAGUCCAAUGACUUCAUAGGCGGAGUUUCCCUGGGGAUUAAUGCCAAUGGAGAGAGGCUGAAACACUGGUUUGACUGUCUCAAAAAUAAGGACAAAAAAAUUGAGCGCUGGCACACACUGACCAAUGAACUGCCUGGAUCUGUGUUCAGUGACUGAAGGCACCCCCGUUACACCACCUCUGUUCCCCAGCCCCCAACCUCCAAUCCCCUACUCCCAACCUUUGUGGCUAAAUCGCCCUCUGGCCUGAUUUGGGUGUGGCUCAGCCUUGAUUGACAAUUGCAUUCCUGCUCAUGAUUCUCAUUUUAGAGACGGGUACCAGAUCUGCCUCUUCACUCUCUCAAGGUUUUGUCUGUAUCUGUUAUUGGUGUUGAGCUCUAAUGAGAAUUCAUUUUUUCAUUUGAGAUUCAUUUUCAUAACGCGAUGUAGCUUAUGGGUCAAUGAGAAAAUGAAUCUGGGAAAAGAGUGGAAGGGGAUUUAUUCAGUGUGUUUCAAGAUCAAAGAAUAACAACUUUCUGAGCAGAGAGUGCUGGCAGCAUAUCCCACAAUGCUUUCCAUGUAAAAUAUAAUGUCAUUUUUUCUGCCACAAUCCACAAAUGUGCGCAUUAUCAAGUGAAAUUAUGCUUCUGUAAAACUAUAUCAAAAUGCAAGACUACAAAAACAAUUAGAUUAAAAUGAAUGGGUAAAAAUGGGAAGAUCAGUUUAUUUUUGAUGUCUUGCUGAGCUUGUGAGUAGUACGUCUAAAAUCACAAAGAUAACAAAACAGACAUAAUUUCGCAAUCUGUAGCUUUACACGCAAGUCGUUGUGGGAUGUGAGUCAGCACUCAUUUAUGCACUCCCAAAAGACCUAGACACACACACGCACGCAAGAACACGCACGCACACAAGACUGAGAAAUUAAGUUGUGCUAGUUUUGUAUGGCCUUUAAUUCCAUAGGCACAUCACACUAUUUGGAGGUCAAAUAAUCAAGCCGCUUCAAAGCUUUUAAAAAUCACGUUCUAUCUUGUUGUUUAUACGUUUCAAAUUUUUUCUGACUAGUGUAUUGUGUAAAACACCCCAGCCAGUUCAUCAAAUGAAUGUGCAUUAUUGACAAGUCACUUCAGGGGAACGUUUCUAAGAAUGUCCACCUAAGUGCUGUGCUAACAAACAAUGUUCCAUAAAAGUUAGCCAUUUCAGGGUAUGUGAAAAGCCGAUCGACAUUUAAGUGGUAAGUACAGCAUGGGGCGAAAGGGGGAAUAACCUUUAAACAAAAUGUUAAUGGCUUCAUGUGAUGCUUUGGAACAACAACAACCCUGCUGUCUGAAGAGAUCAUUAAAGAUAGUUUUUUUUUUGUUGUUGUUUUAUCAUAUCCAAUAAUCUGUAAACUUGGAAAAAUUGUUACAAGCAAGCAAUUUAAUUGGCACUUUAAAUGUUCAUCAACAGUGCUCACAGAUUUAUCACAAGUUUUUUUUUCCAUUCUUCAAUACCCUUUCACUUCCAUUGCCUAAUAAUUUAUUGGCCCUUGUGUAAACUUUUGUAAUGAAAGAUAGACUCUUAUUAUCACAUAAAUUAUUCAGUUUCUCUCAUUAAUUGAAUAUACUACAAUCUUUUAUGUUUGGCGUCAUUGGCUUUUAAUUGAAGUUUAAGGGCUAUAUUUUAACGAUCUAAGCGCGCGGUCUAAAGCGCAUGGUGCAAGUGCAUUUCGGGCCAAAUCCACUUUUGCUAGUUUAACGGCGGAUAAUCUGAGUGCAAAGUAAGGCGUGAGGUUCAAAGGGAUUGUACUUAGUCUCUUAAUUAAUCAUAGGUGUGUUUUGGGCAUAACAUGAAAUAAACCAAUCAGAGUGUCAUCUCCCAUUCCCUUUAAAAGCCAGGUGCGCUUGCACCUUGGCGGAUUGCUAUUAUAAUGGCGGAUUUGCCAAGUAGUAGGAAAGAACGGAUCUGCUCAUGCGCAAAGUGAAAGCGAAGUGAAGUGAAAGAAGUAUUAUCUAAAUAACGCGCCCUUAAAAUAACAGUAAAUAACAGUAAAAUACUGCGCCACUGACUUAAGAUCAGGUUUUUGUUGGUCAAUCGCGCAAUCGCUUUCCGCUGCCUCAAGAUAGCAAUGCGCCUGACCACACCUCAUUUUAAGACCAACACGCCUAUGGGCGCUCAGAUGGGUGCAAGUACAUUUGCUAUUUAAACAACGUGGGCGCUGGAGGGGAAAAUGACAAAUGCGUUGGUCUGAAACUCACAAAGACACUUGCGUUGCGCUUGGCGCCGCUUUGCGCCGGGUGUAAGAUAGAGCCCUGAACCUCAUUCUGUAUGUAUCAACACCACAGGACAUAAUAGACAUUCACUACAUUUUCCUUGUCACCUCCAAGAAUUGUCAUAUUUGUUUUAUGAAAACCUGAGAUUUUCCCUGCUCUCUUAUACCAGGACUGUGGUGAGACUGCUUGUUGAGAAGGUGAUUUGUCAGUGGGCAUACUGGGUGCCCAACCUUUUCUUCUCUGCCAAUCACUGUGGUCAGGAACUCUAUCCUGCCCUACCCUUUCCUUCAGCCCUGCCCCUUUCUUGCAGGAGAUGUCAUUCAGGCCACCUCACCUAGGCAGGCUUUCUCUCUCGCUGCCACGUUUGUGAAUUUUUUUGCAAUCUGUUUGCCUUUGUACUCAACCUCUAUAUUUAUGAAAAAAAAAAAUGCAUGCGGAUGUUCUCGGUUUGUCAUGAACUGACUUUGCUAUAUGUUUGAUACUGCUGUUUUUUCUGUGAAAAAAAACCUACUCUGGAUGCUACAAGAAUGUCAGUCUUUCUUCUAGGAGAAAACUUUUUGUACCUCUGAACGCUAUCGCAUUGCCCGUCAGGUUGCUGUAUUGACUGGAGAUGUGACUGCAUGUCAAAAAUUCUGUCUCCAUUUUGUUUUUCAACACUCAGGCAAUUGAUUGCAUAUUUUGGUGGUUCUCCAAAACAGAAAAUAAAGUAUACCAGUGUUUCACCUGA